Messenger RNA from Psammomys obesus (fat sand rat), 1857 nucleotides. RefSeq names its product syncytin-B. NCBI's taxonomy places the organism in Eukaryota, Metazoa, Chordata, Mammalia, Rodentia, Muridae. The record is from RefSeq and is a predicted model, not a curated record. The coding region runs from base 1 to 1857 and encodes 618 amino acids. Gene Ontology annotation, biological process: syncytium formation by cell-cell fusion. The transcript has a single exon.
AUGACACGCCUUUGGGUCCUCUGCUUUGUCUUUCUCCCCUACUCCUUGUCCUAUCCCGAAAGCUGGAUGCCCCUUAUAAACCUUACUCACCGCAUCCUCCGUGAUACCAACUCGUCCUUGUUUUCCAACUGCUGGGUCUGCUUGUCCACGCAAACCCAAAGGUCCCUAGCGGUCCCAGCCCCUCUGUCCACUUGGACAGAUACACCCAUGAAGCUUCACCUUACCUACUCAGUCAAGCCCUUCGCCGGCACCUUUCCCAUUACUCAGAUUGAGAGGCACCUCCGCCUCUUCCACCCGCUGACCGCCUCCUACUCUUUCCACAAUCCCGACCGAAGGGCUAUUGCUUUUCUUCAGCUCGUCAGCUCAACAGGCAUAUUUCCCAUCAUCACCCGCCUGACGCCUGUGAUAUAUCCUGAUAAGGACCGCUUCUUCGAAGCGACCCAACGCCCUUUAUGGGGACCACUCUUUACUGAGACUCUCCUCACAUCGCAGGCCCCGCUCUGCAUCUCCCGCUUCUUCAAGGUCUCAGCGCAUGCCACUUUUGUAGGCACCCUCUCUGCCUCUCUCUGCAACUACACCCUACACCUAUCACCUUCUGCCAGUCAUGAGAACCUAGAUCUGUCCACCAUCCAUCUAUUCAAACAGGCAAUGAGAAGACCAGACGCCAAAUGGAGAAACCCGCUCCGCUUUUCAGGACCCCCCUCCCUAAUCUUCUCAAAACCCUCUCCCUAUCCCUGUCCAACAGACACCAAAUACUGCCAUACCUCCCCAGCCACCCCCUGGAUGCGCUGUCCUCGCUCUCCCUCUGGAACCUGCUAUAAACUUACCCUAUAUGAAUCAGACAACUUAACUCACCCCAUUACUGUGUCGGUGGACCCUAUUCACCUCAAGGUCAAACUCCAGGGACACGGAGACCCCUAUCCACUCACCCAUUACCAGCCCCUCACAGGAGCUGCCCUGUCUGGACAAUAUUCCGUGUGGGAAAAUGAGAUCACUCUCCAGGAAAACUGGGAUGUCACCUCAAACAUAUUCUCACAUCUUCUUACCUUCUCCUACGCCUUCUGUCUCAACUCUUCAGGAGUUUUCUUCCUCUGUGGAACAUCAACUUAUGUUUGUCUCCCUGCCAACUGGUCCGGUGUCUGUACCCUUGUCUUCCAAUACCCGGAUAUUGAACUCCUCCCCAAUAACCAAACGGUGUCUGUCCCCCUUUUUGCUUCGGUUCAUCCCUCAGACUCAGCUUUUCGCCGGAAGAGGUCCCCUCACCUCCUCCCCUUCCUCGCAGGCCUGGGCAUCUCUUCUGCCCUUGGUACAGGCAUAGCUGGCUUGGCCUCCUCAACUUUCUAUUUCCAACAGCUUUCUAAGGCUCUCUCAGACACCCUGCAUGAAAUAGCUGCCUCUAUCACUACCCUCCAGAACCAAAUAGACUCGCUCGCAGGGGUUGUUCUCCAAAACCGAAGAGCUCUGGACCUCAUCACUGCCGAGAGAGGGGGCACCUGUCUCUUCCUCCAGGAGGAGUGCUGCUUCUAUGUAAACCAGUCUGGCAUAGUUCGAGAUGCCGCAAGGAAACUCCGAGAACUAGCGUCUGACCUUGGCCAAUAUUCUGACUCUUGGGGACUGUGGCCCGACACUGGACACUGGCUGCCCUGGCUGGUUCCCUUCCUGGGACCUCUCCUCUUCAUCUUCUUCCUGCUGACAUUUGGGUCUUGUCUCCUAAACUGCCUAACCCGUUUUGUGUCCCAGAGACUCGGCUCCUUUGUCCAGGACACCGCCAGAAGGCAUGUGGACAGCGUCCUCCAAAGUUCCCAAUAUAAGAGAUUGCCCCAAGACUCCCCAGAUGAGAACCCCAUUCCUGUGUAA